Erinaceus europaeus (western European hedgehog) is the source of this 1979-nucleotide messenger RNA. It is a transcript of the gene GABRR2, whose product is annotated as gamma-aminobutyric acid type A receptor subunit rho2. NCBI's taxonomy places the organism in Eukaryota, Metazoa, Chordata, Mammalia, Eulipotyphla, Erinaceidae. The coding region runs from base 139 to 1533 and encodes 464 amino acids. Gene Ontology annotation, molecular function: GABA-A receptor activity; extracellular ligand-gated monoatomic ion channel activity; neurotransmitter receptor activity. The transcript has 9 exons. Gene Ontology annotation, biological process: regulation of membrane potential; chemical synaptic transmission; monoatomic ion transmembrane transport. Gene Ontology annotation, cellular component: neuron projection; synapse; GABA-A receptor complex. The record is from RefSeq and is a predicted model, not a curated record.
CAUCCACGUGCUUGCAGCCCCUCCGAGAAGCAGCAGCAGUGCCAGGAGGCAGAUCCGAUCAACGGUUAAGCCCUGGGGGUCCAGCCCAGUUGCAGGCUACCUGAAAAUAGCCUGUGUGGCAUCCUAGGUGUUCCCAAAAUGCCUUAUCCUGCAAGACUUCUUCUGUUCUUCUGCCUGGUGGUUCUCGUGGAGAGCAGAAAACCCAAGAUGAGGAGAUGGACAGAGCAGCUGGAGAUGCCCAAGGCAAGUCAUUUCCAUAAAAAGAACCUUGACAUGACCAAGAUCCGAAAAGGAAAACCCCAGCCCCUGCUCAGAGUGGACGACCAUGACUUCACCAUGAGGCCUGCCUUUGGAGGCCCUGCCAUCCCUGUGGGUGUGGAUGUGCAAGUGGAGAGCCUGGACAGCAUCUCGGAGGUGGACAUGGAUUUCACCAUGACAUUGUACUUGCGGCACUACUGGAAGGAUGAGAGGCUGGCUUUCCGCAGCAGCAGCAACAAGAGCAUGACCUUUGAUGGGCGGCUGGUCAAGAAGAUUUGGGUGCCUGAUGUCUUCUUUGUCCACUCCAGACGAUCCUUCAUCCAUGACACCACCACUGACAACAUCAUGCUGAGGGUGUUCCCUGAUGGCCAAGUGCUCUACAGCAUGAGGAUCACAGUCACUGCCAUGUGCAACAUGGACUUCAGCCACUUUCCCUUGGACUCCCAGACCUGUUCUUUGGAGCUUGAAAGCUAUGCAUACACAGAUGAGGACCUGAUGCUGUACUGGAAGAAUGGGGAUGAAUCCCUGAAAACAGAUGAGAAGAUCUCCCUGUCUCAGUUCCUGAUACAGAAGUUUCACACCACUUCCCACCUGGCCUUCUACAGCAGCACGGGCUGGUACAACCGUCUCUACAUCAACUUCACGCUGCGGCGCCACAUCUUCUUCUUCUUGCUCCAAACCUACUUCCCUGCCACCCUGAUGGUCAUGCUGUCCUGGGUGUCAUUCUGGAUCGACCGCAGAGCUGUGCCUGCAAGGGUUUCACUGGGUAUCACCACAGUAUUGACCAUGUCCACCAUCAUCACGGGCGUGAAUGCCUCUAUGCCCCGUGUUUCCUACAUCAAGGCUGUGGACAUCUAUCUCUGGGUCAGCUUUGUGUUCGUGUUCCUCUCGGUGCUGGAGUACGCGGCUGUCAACUACCUGACCACUGUGCAGGAGCGGAAAGAGCAGAAGCUGCGGGACAAGUUUCCCUGCACGUGUGGAAUGCUUUCCUCCAAGACCAUGAUGCUGGAUGGGAGCUACAGCGAGUCUGAGGCCAACAGCCUGGCAGGUUACCCGAGGAGCCACAUCCUGACGGAAGAUGAAAGGCAGGACAGACUUGUAGUCCACCUAGCCCUGGCCAGUGACUCCAGCUCCUCCAGGAAGAAGGGGCUGCUGAAGGGCCAGGUGGGCCGCCGCCUCUUCCAGAACACCCACGCCAUCGACAAGUACUCCAGGUUGAUAUUUCCUGCCUCCUACAUCUUUUUCAAUUUAAUUUACUGGUCAGUGUUUUCCUAGGACCUCACAGGCUGCGUCUGGCAAAGGGCAUAGGCAUCUAUGGGGCCUGGCCAACUGGCCGUGUGGACCCUCGCCAUUCCGUGUCAGACAUCCCAACCCUCAGCCUGCAGCGGCCCCUGUCGGACGAGCCCAGUGGUCCUCCAGCCGUCCUUGCUCAGACCUUGCCAGCUGGCUAGCUCACCCUUUAUUUCUUGUGUUGUGUGUCCACACUUCAGGCUUCUGUGGGGCUGAUGCUUCUGUGUGAACAGGUUCACAAGACAUACCCCCCCCCCAAUGAAUAUAUAGACUAAAAUGCCUCCCAGAUGUUCCAAGACCAUUGUGAGACUUAAGAUUCUAUUAGGAAGGGGAAAUGCACUUGGGGGACAUUCUGGAUGGGGCACAGGGAAUUAAGAUUCAAAAUUAGGAAUGAAACAUCUGUAAACCCAUGCCACUGGGUUAAGUGCCUA